Pelagomonas calceolata is the source of this 3002-nucleotide messenger RNA. The record is from the annotation of a GenBank genome assembly. Lineage: Eukaryota; Pelagophyceae; Pelagomonadales; Pelagomonadaceae.
GGCGAUUUUUGCAGCUCCGCAACGCAAAGCGCUUGCGAGAAGCAAUAGUUCAAUCAAUUAAGAAGCCGGGGAAGCCUGCACAGCAAGUGCAAAACCUUUGAGACACCGCUGCUUCGCUGCCAGCGCCUGUGCAAGCGUGCUGCAGUGUAGCACCUGCACAAAGGGCCCCGGAGCGAUGCAGGACUCCUCCUCCGACGACGAACUCUUCGGAGUCGGAUUAGGCGACCUAUCUGUGGCCGUCGACGACGACAGCGCCGCGGACGUCGCAGAGCCGUCGGCCGCGGAUUUAGAAACCUUCCGCGCGGUGGAGCUGGCGUGCCUCGAAGGCCGACGCAUCACUCAUGAAGCGGGCGCCGCGCUCUCCGUAGCGAGCGGCUGGUACGCGAAGAUCAGCGAAGGCGCCUACGGUGCCGUCAUCCGAGACCCUUUACUCAAAGUUGUAAUAGAGAGGCCGCCUCUGAAGGUGUCGGCGAUUGCUGACCGAUGCCAAGCGCUGAUGACACGACGCGGCGGCCAGGCACGCGCGAGGGCGGAACUGACGGCCGCGGGCGCGGCCUGCCUGCGCCUCUAUCAGCAGGCGAACUACUCGGGCCCCUUACCAUCAGACGAGACGCUGCAGCUGGUCGCGGGCUACGCUCCUAAAUUAUUGGACGUGGGCGGCGACGCGCCGUCGCCCUUCGUCGCGGCGCCGGGCGCGCUCACAUUAGCUCUAGCUCUGUUCGAGGCGGCCAACGACGGCGCGGCGUCGUGGUGGUUGGUGCGAGCGAAGACGCUGCACGCGCGGUGCCUGGUGACGGGCUCGCAUAGAGUUUGUGGCACGUUCAUCGAAAGUGUAAACAAGCACGCCGAGGCCGCGCGGCGCUGGCUCGCGGGGGCGUCGGCCGACACGCGCGCCUUGCUGGAGCUGGAAAUAGGCCUCGCGGAGCACUUCUUGGACGAGCCGGGGCGCGGUUCGGUACCAGAGUCCUUCACGCGUUGACGCUGUCGCUGUGACGGUUCGAGAUCUGACGUCCGCAUCGCACGCAGGCCGCGUCCGGUUCCGCGAGGCUGCAAAUAUAGCCCAACUCAAUCUAACGCUGGAAGGUUCAAUGGGCAAGCGCACGAAGUUCCAAGUCGAUUCGAAGCCGCAGCUGCGAGUCGCCGAGGCUACGUCAUCAGACGGGACCACGACGAAAGUACCGGUGCCCGAGUCCUCGGAACUAAAUGAAGACUCCGUACUAUUGGAGGACGUGGCUUUUGAUGAUCAGAAGCGCCGCGCGAACGUCCAGGAUCCGCGGAGAGCCGCGCUCACGUCCUGCGUUGCGCUGGCUUUGUGCUUAGAUGUACGAAAUACGAAUCCCGACGACGGCUUGACCAACGACCAGAUGCGGCCUUAUGUGGCCUUCGCUCUCGCAAGCCCGGUGGACUGGCUCGUCCACUCGGCGGCGUUACUCCAGCGGUGUCGCAUCGAGGCCCACAGCGUCUACUCGGCGGACCGGGCGGCUCUACAACUUGAGGUCCUCGCAAAUCAACACGUCUCGCAAAAGCCGGGCGACGCGUCUCCCCAAGAUAGGAUCGCCUUCGCGUCAACGGUAGACUACCCGUCGCGGUGGGAGCUCGACGGCGAGGUGGCUCAUGCCAUGGCUAGACUUGGCGCCUUCGUCUCAGCAGCCGAACGGUUUAAAAAAAUUCACGAGUGGGAUUUGGUCAUUGAAUUGUAUGCGGCUGCUGGCAGGCGAGAAGAUGCGUUGGAAGUACUGAACAGAGAACUGGAGCAGAAACCGGACCACCCCCGGUUAUUAUGCGCGUUGGGCGACUUGCGGGACGACGCUACCCUCCAUGAGCGGGCCUGGACGAAGAGCGAAUGUCGCGACUGGCGCGCCGCCCGAAGCUUAGCUAGAAGACACAUGAACAAGGGGAGGUGGAGCGAAGCGUGCGCGUGGUACGACGAAACGGUCAAGAUACGGCCGCAGGCGUCGCAGAGCUGGUUCGACCUCGGGUGCUGUCGCAUGCGUCUCGCGGAUGUGAGUGAUGAAAAGGCGCAGCUAGGGAAAGCAGCGAGGGCUUUUUCUCGAUGUGUCCAGCACGAGCCGGACUGUGGAGAUGCAUGGGCCAACUUGGCGGCGUGUCGACUGCGGAGCGGCCAGGCGGCCAUGGCGAAGAACGCCUUAGACAGAGCCGUAGCGACAAGACCGGAAGAUUGGCGCCUGUGGGAAAAUCUCUCGAGGUGCUGCUGCAUGCUGCGGCGGACGCAGGAGGCCAUGGUCGCGAUUAAUCGGUUGCUGGAUCUGUCGAUGGUGUCCAAGAGACCGGUCGGGGCUAUUUUGGAUGUUAUUCUGCGGGUUAUGGAGUUGGUCGAUGAGGAGUCCGAUGAAAGCUUCAACUCGCAACGCGCUCGCGAAGUCCUAGAUGAGCUCUGUUUGCGCUUAGAUACGGAGGCGCCGGCCGGAGCCGAUAGAGCGUCCGCAACUCUAUGGAGCGCGCUGGCUGAGCGGGCCGACGAUGUCAUAACGUGUCGGGUCCGCCGGGCCAAGGCCGUGCGCGCGUACUUGAACGCGGAGGGCCUGGAGCGAGAAGAGAAAUUGUUAGAAGGUUUAUCAAACGCGGCACUAGCACUGUCUCAAUCAAUGGACGCGGCGACGGCGAAGGAGCGCGCGUCGACGGCGUUGUUAUUGCGGUCCGUGGCGGCGCGCGUCGGCGCCGCUUCCUGUGAAUGGGCCGCGAGGGACGAGCGGGUUGGAGCCAUUACGGGCGCGGCGGACGGGCUCGAGGCGGCGGCGUAGGUUAGUAAGAGUGUGUGCUUAGAAGGAAAGGGGUAGGGAAGGAACCGGCGGCAAGAAUCGUCGCGGCGGUGGCGUGGGGCGUUCUAGACUUGCCGCAGCUCGAAGCGCUCCCACUGCCACGGGAAACCGUUGCUCUGCCAAGGCCCCAUCGAGGGGCUGUCCGCGCCGCCCUGGUCGGUGACGCGCAACCAGCGGCCGGUCGCCGGGUUCUGCAGGCCCACGGUGCCGUCUUGAUUGAAC